This is a messenger RNA of Orycteropus afer afer, 321 nucleotides long. RefSeq names its product NADH:ubiquinone oxidoreductase subunit S5 (gene NDUFS5). The record is from RefSeq and is a predicted model, not a curated record. Lineage: Eukaryota; Metazoa; Chordata; Mammalia; Tubulidentata; Orycteropodidae. The transcript has 2 exons. Gene Ontology annotation, biological process: mitochondrial respiratory chain complex I assembly. The coding region runs from base 1 to 321 and encodes 106 amino acids.
AUGCCUUUCUUUGAUGUGCAGAAAAGGCUGGGUAUUAACAUAGACCAGUGGAUGACAAUCCAGAGCGCUGAGCAGCCUUACAGGCUUCCAGCUCGAUGCUAUGCUUUUGAAAAAGAAUGGAUAGAAUGUGCCCACGGAAUCGGUGGUAUCCGGGCACAGAAGGAAUGCAAGAUAGAGCUUGAUGAUUUCACAGAAUGUUUGCUUCGUCAGAAAACGAUGAAACGCAUGGCUGCCAUCAGGAAGCAGCGGGCUAAGCUGAUAAAGGAGGGGAAGUACAUUCCUCCACCUCACCACUCCGGCAAGGAGGAGCCCAGACCCUGA